Molecule: messenger RNA, 3023 nt
Organism: Linderina pennispora
Lineage: Eukaryota; Fungi; Kickxellomycota; Kickxellomycetes; Kickxellales; Kickxellaceae
Product: ARM repeat-containing protein
Exons: 7
Biological process (GO): protein ubiquitination; SCF complex assembly
Cellular component (GO): nucleus
Source: RefSeq, a predicted model, not a curated record
AUGGGUCUGUCCGCAAGCGUGCCAUUGUGGCCCUGGGCAAGUUCAUCAUCCACGUGCCCGACCAGUACUCUGACGAAGCUCUCCAGUUCAUUAUGCAGCGCUACAGCACCAGCAAUAACGACGUCGAGGCAAGCAACUACCUGCGUGUGCUGGUCACCAUUGCCCGCCAGAAGCCGCUGCGCAUCGCGCAUCUGUUGAACCAGAUUCUGGAGCGCGAGCUGAGCAUCGUCGACUCGGCCGAGGGCGAGCGCCGCGUCACGUCCCUGAUGGCCCUCGAGACGGCAGUGAGCCACAGCCCUGAGCUCAUUGGCAGCAAGCUGGACCGCAUCUACACUGCAGGAAUCACUGCCAUCAGCUUCGACCCCAAUUACAACUAUGAUGCCGACGAGGACGACGAUGCCGACGAGGACGAUGAGUUCGAAGACGAGUUCGAAGACGAUUUUGACGACGGCAUCUACGAAGACGAUGAGGACGAUUCGUGGGAGCCCCUGGAGCAGAGCAGCCUGACUGACGCUAACAAGCUGCUGUCAAAGGUCGGCGAUAGCCUGAUCAAGCGGUUCAAGGAGCGCGAGGAUGUGGUGCGCAGCGAGGUGCUUGUUACCUAUGCAAUUCUGCUAGACGUGAUCAAAAAGGUUAUCAAGCCCCACGACGAGCAGGGCAUGGAUGUCGAGAACGGACUGGUCGAGGCUGUCGAGCAGCAGGCACAGCAGGUUGUGUCGACGUUGCUGGCCACGAUCAAGACGCACCCCAAGUCGACCGAGACCAAGCAGCUAGCGUUUGCUAUCCUUGCGCGCCUCGUCGGCAUCAGCCCGUCGGUGCUGGACAGCUCGCUGGAGGACAUCACAAAGCAGGUGGCGGACACGCUCAGCGCUAGCGAGUCGUUCGGCAUUCUGCAGUCAGCAUCGACCCGCCUGGUCAACGCCAACCUGAAACUCGACCGCCAUCAGAUCACACCCGAGCUUUUCCGGUUCAUCGCUGCAGUUAGCGCGCUGGUUCCGUCAACCAGCCUUACUGUCGCCAAGAAGCUUGUCAUUGCACUGAGAGCCUCGGCCGAUGAGCAUGGCACGGACAUCUCGUCAGCGGUUGAAUGGGUCCGGCAGUCGGCUCGUGACGUGCUCAGUCUUAUCUACUCCAACGACCAGGCCGUACGCACCGGCGCCAUCGAGUUUGCCACGCGGGACAAGAGCAGUGCCCUGGCGGCCACUUCCAUCCGGGCGCUGGCCGAGGCUGUUGCACAGCCGACGCAUGUCCCGAAGCAGGUGGUUGUUGACUCUGCGGCUUCUCUGCUUAGCACGGCAGGUGAGUUACUGAAGCUGGGCGAUAUCAGGUCGCUGACGGCUGGACUCGAGUUGGUCAAGAGCCUGGCUAACUAUGGCGACGCGGGUCUCGCUGGCAACCCCAAUGGCGCGCUGGACGAGGUCCUGGGUGUUAUCGGCCGACAUGCCACGGCUACUCCCCCAGUCUCCUUGGCCUUGCUGACCAUCAUUAUGCCCCUGGCCAGUGAGGACGAAGCGCAGAGGUCGAUUGGCGUCAUAAACAAGACGCUCUCAUCGUCGGCAGUCCAUGACCCACAGACCACUACUGAGCUACAUUAUCCCGCGGUCGUUGAGGGAUGGAGAGCCAGUCUGUUCCGCAGCUGGAGCUCGACCUACAGCGAAUGUGCGGCGUUGCGCAGCUACCAAAACAGCACCUCGACCCAGUUCACGUACCCCGAGAACUCACUGAGCAGCACCAGCAAGUGCCUCUAUGCGCUGUACAGCGGACUAUUCAGGGCACAGGGCGUAGCCUGGUCCAGUGACCACCUGGCCGAAAUUGUGCAGACUUCGUCCUCGACCGACGCUGAGGUGGCCAACCUGAUGCUGGCCCUACGUACCCUUGGAAUCGCUGCUACCCAUGGGACUCUCCCAGCAGACAAUGAGCUGAUCAAGCAGCUGGACGUGCACCUGGGCUCUUCGCACGAGGACGUGCGCACCGAGGCGGCGCUGGCUCUGGGCAACUACGUUGGCAAGUACCCAGACGUCUUUGGCGAUCUUUUUACCUCUGCUGUCGCAUCCGAUGCGAAAUACCAGGGCAGCCGGAUCCAGGCUGUCAAGACCGCAACUGAUGUCAUCGUGCGCACCAGUACCGACAGCGCUACCAUCGACUCUGUGUGGCAGUGUCUGUUGCAGUUUGUUCUGGGUGCUCAGGAAACUGUGCCGGAUUUGAUUCCUCAGUCACUGGCCAUCUUUGGUCUGGUCUACCCAGAGAAGUACCUGCCGCAGAUCGCAACCAGCACUGGCAGCCCCAACGCUGUGGCCGCCAUCGCCUCCAUCACUGCCUUCCGUGUCAUUCUGUCGGACAAGACUGCCGGUCCCCAGCGCGAUACGUACAUCAGGAGCGUCCUGCCUGAGGUUCUCAAGAAUCUGGGCCACGCAGACAUCAACAUUCGCCGGCUCACGCUGCUGCUGCUCUACUCGGUGGCCCAGAACAAGCCAUCGCAGCUGAGCGGCCUGGUGAAGGGCUUUGAGCCUGCCCUGUACAAGCAGACCGAGGUUGACGAGAGCCUGAUCCGCAUCAUCACCAUGGGCCCGUUCAAGAAGCGUGUUGACGAUGGCCUGGAUGCCCGCAAGAUCGCCUUCCAGUGUGUGUAUAUGCUGGUCCGCAACAUCCCCGACGAAGUUACUCCGAUGAGACUGCGGCUCACAACGCGUCUGAUUGUCAACGAGCUGCUGGUCCUGUCGCCGAGUUCGCUGCUACUGAGGCUGGACAGCGUCGCUGAGGCGGUGACCAAGCUGGUUGGCAAGAAGUUGACUGGUACUGCGCUGCGCCAAGAACACGAGAGCUUGCGCGAGAACACCCUCUCGUCGUUCGUUCUCUUUGUUACUCUCGAGCGCCUGGCCAAGAAAUCGUCGUCGCUGCUAGCCAAGGGCAUGACCAAGGAUGGUGCGUACGAGAAGCUCCGCACCACUAUUUCCACGAGGGGUGACGACAAGACCGUGAUUAUGUAUGAGCAUGCCACAGAAAUCGUGGACAAAACUGCCUGA